AUUGUUAAAUCGCCAUUUAAACAUAGCAACAUUGAAUUUUUUUGUGAUUCCAUGACGAUUGCUGAUGACGUCACAAAUGUAAACAAAAGGUUCUCAGACAGUUUGCCUACCAGGCGAUCAUACAGUCUGUAGUCAGCUUCGGAUAGUAUGUGAGAAAGAUACUUCAGGAUGCCGAGAACAACAGAGGAAGGUAGUGAAAAGCAAAGGAAACAGCUGUCAUCAGACACAUCCCAAGACACACCAUUAAUGACUCUGUUUCGAGAGUACUCAAGAACAUUAGUAGAUAAAAAUGACAAGUACGAGAGGGUUUAUAAAACCAGCAGGGACAUAACAGUACGAAGCAAGAGAAUUAUUUUUUCACUUCAGAGGAUACCUGGGCUUGAUGAUGAUGAAAGAGAAAAAAUACUCUCGUCGGCAGCAAGCGAUUUACGGGAAAUUGAGCAAACCCAAAUGAAGUAUGUUGCGCAAGAACUUGUUGAUGAAGAACCUUAUCAGUUUGUUUAUGCAUACACUGGAGGUUUGCAAGAGUAUAUAGAGGCUCUCUCCCUGCAUCACUUUUUAACAACUGAUAAAAUUAUUGGCCACUCAGAUGUACAGGAGCGCUUGAGCUUUGGCAGCAGUGAAGAGGACAAUGAUGUUGUGCCAAUGAGGGUUUUAGUUCAGCCUAAAGAGUAUAUUCUUGGUAUUGCAGACUUGACAGGAGAACUCAUGAGAUUUUGCAUUAAGUGUGUAAGUACCGGUGAUUUUGAGGUUUGCUACAGAAUCUGUGAUGUUUUGAAAAGCAUUCACGGAGGUUUUUUAUCUCUUGGAUAUAUUCCUCUGAGAGAAUUGUAUUAUAAAUUUACAGUUUUUCGAUCAAGCUUACAUAAAGUUGAAGAAGCCUGUUAUUCUCUGCAGCUUAGGAAAAGUGAAGUUCCAGCAGAAAUGCUUGGUGAUGUUUUUGCAAUGUAUGAUGCAGAUGAAAGUCAUCAGGAAUUUGUUUAGCUUCUAAAAGGGUGUAGAGUUUUCCAGGUUAGACAAUUUGCAGAUAUUAGCCAAUGGCUGUGUUUUCUUUUUUUAUUGCAAAUCAAUGUUAAUGGACUUUUCUUUUAUAUACAUAAUUCAGGAAACUGUGAUAAGACAGUGGAAAAUCUCAUCUUGAGCAGCAGACGUGUAGAGAUGUUUUUGUAAUCAAAGUUUGCUAUACUCAGUGAAUUAGAUCAGUAGUUUUGCAUUAAAGUUUUCUCCAUAGAACUAAUGUCAAUCUGGGGUCUCUGAAAUGGUUGAUAUUGACCCUAGAGGGUUGAUAAUACAGUCCAAGGUUGAUAAAUUCAUUUGGGUUUGAAGGGGAUUGAAUAAACAUUUUGGUUGCUUAAAGGUACAGGGUGAAACCUGAUGUUUAUAUACAAGAAAUUUAAAAUUUGAUAGUUUUUAUUACCUUUCAAGUUUAUAUUCAGUCUAUAGACAUAUGGUAAUACAAUAAGUAAGCAUUAGUCUGGAUCCAAUUAGUACUGACUGCUAACUUGUAUGUAUUUUAUUUACUCAUAUUUGUUUAUUUAAAAAAUAUUUUCAUUAAACAUAUUUAUCAUGGGUAUCAUAGUAUUGUAGCAUGUGAAAAAUAGAUUAGCUUCAAGUGUUAUUUUAAAUCUAGCUUGUGGCAAUCCUAUACUCUGUUUUUUUCCAUCUGUCCAUCCGCCUGUGCGUUUUUGUAUGGUAACACCGUCCCGGGCUUUAAAUAGUUACGCUAUGUGUAAGUUUUAGGUAAUUAAAAGGAUAUCUGGGUGUUCAUUUGCAACUGAAAAGUGUUUUAAUAAUUUACUGUAUGCGAAUUACACCGUUAAUAUUCGAAAUAGGAUAUUGUUAUUAUUGUUUAAUGUAAGCUGAAUGUAACUAUCUAAAGCCCAGGACGCAGUGUUACCAUACGCAAACACCACACGCGGAUGGACAGAUGGAAAAAAACCGAGUAUAGUUUGAUUGUCCAGGUCACAUUAUCAUUAUUAAUUAAUAUUAAUAAUAAUGAUAAUACUAUAGUAGUAGUAGUAAUAGUAGUAGCCUUCACAGAAAUACAUCUGAAUUCUGUCAAACACACUUAAGAUUACAUACUAGGAUGUGGCUAGGUAGAAAAAGCAGUGCAGUACAUUUAUUUAGCCACCUGAAUCAUUCCUGUAACAUAACAUUAAUCCCUUUCUAUGGAUUUACCUAAGACCUGUCAGUUACUGUAGUUUAGGCUUUUGCUUCCCGUAGUGUCAGUUUUAAACUCAUGUCUAUGUUUGAAAACUUUCACUCAAGUAGGGUCUUCUAAGCCCAUACAGACUAGAGUCUAGGAAGAUGAAUGGAUGUUUAAAUAACAAAAUGUAAAGUGAAAAUAAAUCCUGAUAAACAACAGUGACGGAAAA
Molecule: messenger RNA, 2375 nt
Organism: Macrobrachium nipponense
Lineage: Eukaryota; Metazoa; Arthropoda; Malacostraca; Decapoda; Palaemonidae
Gene: Trax
Product: translin-associated protein X-like
Exons: 4
Coding region: 169-984 (271 amino acids)
Cellular component (GO): nucleus; cytoplasm
Molecular function (GO): RNA binding; sequence-specific DNA binding; RNA endonuclease activity
Source: RefSeq, a predicted model, not a curated record